AUAUGCUGGCUCCCAUUUUAUCUCAGUUGCUCCCAGUCCUAGUGCACCGAAUGCACUACACGGAGGUCAACAUUAUUCUUCUGAAGGGCAAUGUGGAUACAGAUGACGAGGAGCCUGAUAGACCGCAGGAUAUCAGUCCACGUUUCCACAAGUCCCGCGCACACGUAAUAAAUACGGAAUUGGAAGAAGACCCCGACGACAAGUCGUUUUUGGAAUGGAACUUGCGUAAGUGCAGCGCUUCUUCCCUCGACAUGGUGGCUAAUAUUUUCCACGAGGAUUGCUUACCCGUCAUGCUGCCCAUCCUCAAGGAGACGCUAUUCCACCAGGAGUGGGUGAUCAAAGAGAGUGGUGUCCUGGCCUUGGGAGCUAUCGCGGAGGGCUGCAUGCAGGGCAUGAUCCAACACUUGCCAGAGCUGAUUCCCUACCUAAUAAGCUGUCUGUCCGACAAGAAGGCACUGGUGCGCUCCAUUACAUGCUGGACGCUCUCGCGAUACGCCAAUUGGGUGGUCAAUCAGCCGCACGACCAGUACUUGAAGCCGCUCAUGGAAGAGCUGCUGAAGCGCAUCCUGGACUCGAAUAAGCGCGUUCAGGAAGCUGCGUGCUCUGCCUUUGCCACUCUGGAGGAGGAGGCCUGCACGGAACUGGUGCCCUACCUGGAGUAUAUUCUAAAGACGCUCGUCUUUGCCUUCUCCAAGUACCAGCACAAGAAUCUACUGAUACUGUACGAUGCAGUGGGUACUUUGGCAGACUCCGUCGGGCAUCAUCUAAAUAAACCGCAAUACAUUGACAUCUUAAUGCCUCCACUAAUUGAUAAGUGGAACCUGCUGAAGGACAACGACAAGGAUCUGUUCCCUUUGCUGGAGUGCCUGUCGAGAAUCGCCAUUGCCUUGCAGUCCGGCUUUCUGCCCUACUGCGACCCGGUGUUUCGCAGGUGCAUCUCCCUCAUUGAGCAGACUAUGAAUCAGGAAAAGCUGUGGGAAGAAAACCCAACAUUAGACUACCCCGACAAGGAGGUCAUGGUAGCUGCCAUAGAUCUGCUCUCUGGCUUAGCCGAAGGAUUGGGCGGCCUCAUCGAGCCACUGGUGGCCAGCAGCAACAUAGUGCAUCUCCUCGACAAAUGCUUGCAUGACGUUAUGCCUGCAGUUCUCCAAUCUUCGCUUGCCCUGCUGGGUGAUUUGAGCAAGGCCUGUUUUUCCCAGGUACACCCCUUCACCGUCGAAUUCUUUUCGAGCAUAGUGAUAAACCUAAACUGUAGCUACAUCGAGGUGUGCAACAAUGCAAUUUGGGCCUUAGGGGAAAUGUGCUUGAAAUUGGGUGAGGCAGCCAAGCAGUACAUAUGGGUAGUGAUUAGCAACCUUCUGCAAAUACUCAACCGGCAGAAUAUUCCAAAAACUCUUCUGGAGAAUACGGCAAUAACAAUUGGUCGCCUAGGAUAUGCGUGUCCAGGUAUUGUGGCUCCCCAUUUGCCCGAAUUUGCACGGGUGUGGUGCACGUUACUACGUCAUAUACAGGACAACAGCGAGAAGUAUUCGUCCUUUAUGGGAAUGUGCCAUAUGAUCAGGGUGAAUCCAGAAGGCAUUAUGACCGACUUCAUAUUCUUUUGCGAUGCAGUUGCCUCGUGGGAGAAUCCCCCACAGGAUCUGCGACAGAUGAUUCAAAAUAUUAUACAAGGCUUUCAGGACCAAAUGGGUGGGGAGAACUGGCUAAGUUUUAGAGAUCAGUUUCCACCACUUCUGACCUACCGGUUGAACAACCUGUACAACAUCUGAUACCUAUCAGAACUUGACCAGCUAGCUUGAACCAUCAUUCUAAGUUAACGUUGAUUUUGAAAGCUAUACUAAAGGCAAACUAAGUAGCAACAAAAUAUGGAAAUAUUCAUAAAUAACA
This is a messenger RNA of Drosophila erecta, 1887 nucleotides long. Its product is annotated as transportin-2. Gene Ontology annotation, biological process: protein import into nucleus. The record is from RefSeq and is a predicted model, not a curated record. Gene Ontology annotation, molecular function: nuclear import signal receptor activity. Gene Ontology annotation, cellular component: cytoplasm; nucleus. The transcript has 7 exons. NCBI's taxonomy places the organism in Eukaryota, Metazoa, Arthropoda, Insecta, Diptera, Drosophilidae. The coding region runs from base 3 to 1769 and encodes 588 amino acids.